AUGGAUAAACACACUGAAACUGUGAAACAUAUAUCAGCUGGUCUAAAGGAUUUAUACUCACGGAAAGAGCAAUUCCGAAUCUUCCAUGGCUCUACCAAUUCGACGAGAAAGUAUUUAGUUGAUCGGAACAGAAUGAUCGACACUAGCUCACUAAAUCAUGUCCUCUCUGUGGACAAGGCGACGAAAACCGCAUUGGUAGAGCCCAAUGUGCCAAUGGACAAACUGGUUGAAGCAACAUUACCCUUUGAUUUAGUACCACCCGUCGUCAUGGAAUUCAAAGGUAUCACUGCUGGAGGAGGAUUCAGCGGUACUGGAGGCGAGAGUUCAAGCUUCAAGCAUGGCUCAUUCGAUUGCACUGUCAACUGGAUUGAAAUUGUGCUGGCCGAUGGAGAAAUUGUUAAAGCUUCUCCUGAGUUAAAGGCGGACCUUUUUUAUGGUGCGACCAGCUCGCUGGGCACGCUGGGUGUAACGACCUUGAUGGAGAUCCAACUCGUUGAUGCAGCAAGAUAUGUCGAAACCACAUAUACUCCAUGCAAAUCAUUGGAAGAGACUUUGAAGAAGGUAGAGACUGCUAGCAAAGAUGCUGCAAAUGACUAUGUGGAUGGGUUUCUUGUUUCUCUGCACAGAGGUAUAGUGGUCACUGGCCGCCUAGCUUCUUCCAUAUCCAGUGAAACACGCAUACAAAGAUUUCAAGGUCCUCGUGAUCCUUGGUUCUACAUGCAUGCGGAUAGAACAACCCAAAAGGCUGGCGGUCCAAUUACGGAGGCUGUGCCUCUGGCUGACUACCUCUUCCGCUACGAUCGCGGUGCUUUCUGGAUGGGCAAAUAUGCCUUUAGUUACUUCAUGGUUCCUUUCAACCGUGUAACUCGAUGGGCUUUAGACGAUUACAUGCAAACAAGCACAAUGUAUCAUGCUUUGCAUGCUAGUGGACACAUGCAGCAGUACAUCAUUCAGGAUCUGGCCAUCCCUGCUGCCAGCGUCAAGGACUUUAUCAUUGCAGUCGACCAGACAUUCGGGUUCUAUCCUCUUUGGCUGUGUCCAAUGAAGCCAUGGACACAACAAUCCUCUUUCCAUCCGCAAGCCAUUGAGACUGAUCUUCUCGUCAACGUUGGUGUCUGGGGUCCGAAUGGAGCAAACAAUCCGUCAGAAGUGGUUCAGCGAAACCGGCAGCUCGAGAGUCUCGUUCGACAGCACGGUGGUAGGAAAUGGCUAUAUGCGCAAGCGUUCUACUCAGAGUCAGAGUUCUGGGACAUUUAUGAUGAAAAGUCGUAUCGAGAGUUGAGGAGCAAGUACAAGGCCGAACAUUUGCCCAGUGCUUUCGACAAGGCUUGCAUAAACAGUACAGGUGAAAGUCCACAGGCUUGGGCAGAUUGGGUCAGUCAGAAAGUUUGGUCUAUCUGGCCAAUUUCUGGCGUGUAUGGUGUUCUGCAAACGUUGGUCAGCAAGGAAUAUCUACUUAAAAAGUGA
This is a messenger RNA of Aureobasidium melanogenum CBS 110374, 1467 nucleotides long. Its product is annotated as FAD-binding domain-containing protein. The transcript has a single exon. Gene Ontology annotation, molecular function: FAD binding; Delta24(24-1) sterol reductase activity. The coding region runs from base 1 to 1467 and encodes 488 amino acids. The record is from RefSeq and is a predicted model, not a curated record. Gene Ontology annotation, biological process: steroid metabolic process. Lineage: Eukaryota; Fungi; Ascomycota; Dothideomycetes; Dothideales; Saccotheciaceae. Gene Ontology annotation, cellular component: cytoplasm; membrane.